UUCUCACUGCCCAUGCCACUGGGACUAGGGCGGCGAAAAAAGGCACCGCCUCUGGUGGAAAAUGAGGAAGCUGAGCCAGGCCGUGGCGGGCUGGGUGUGGGGGAGUCAGGGCCUCUGGGUGGGGUUGGGGCAGGGGGACCUCAGAUGGGUCUGCCUCCCCCUCCUCCGGCCCUGCGGCCCCGCCUCGUGUUCCACACCCAGCUUGCCCAUGGCAGUCCCACUGGCCGAAUCGAAGGCUUCACCAACGUCAAGGAGCUGUACGGCAAGAUUGCGGAGGCCUUCAAACUGCCAGCAGCUGAGGUGAUGUUCUGCACCCUCAACACGCACAAAGUGGACAUGGAUAAGCUCCUAGGGGGGCAGAUUGGGCUGGAGGACUUCAUCUUCGCCCAUGUCAAGGGGCAGCGCAAGGAGGUAGAGGUGUUCAAGUCGGAGGAGGCUCUGGGGCUCACCAUCACAGACAACGGGGCCGGCUACGCCUUCAUCAAGCGCAUCAAGGAGGGCAGCGUGAUCGACCACAUCCAGCUCAUCAGCGUGGGUGACAUGAUUGAGGCCAUCAACGGGCAGAGCCUGCUGGGCUGCCGUCACUACGAGGUGGCCCGGCUGCUCAAGGAGCUACCUCGAGGCCGCACCUUCACCCUGAAGCUCACGGAACCCCGCAAGGCCUUUGACAUGAUCAGCCAGCGUUCUGGGGGUGGCCGCCCUGGCUCAGGCCCCCAGCUAGGCACUGGUCGAGGGACCCUGCGGCUUCGAUCUCGGGGCCCUGCCACUGUGGAAGAUCUGCCCUCGGCCUUUGAGGAGAAGGCAAUUGAGAAGGUAGAUGACCUGUUGGAGAGUUACAUGGGCAUCAGGGACACAGAGCUGGCGGCCACCAUGGUGGAGUUGGGGAAGGACAAAAAGAACCCAGAUGAGCUGGCAGAGGCCCUGGACGAGCGGCUUGGUGAUUUUGCCUUCCCGGACGAGUUCGUCUUUGACGUUUGGGGCGCCAUUGGGGAUGCCAAGGUUGGCCGCUACUAG
This is a messenger RNA of Chrysochloris asiatica (Cape golden mole), 1014 nucleotides long. It is a transcript of the gene GIPC1, whose product is annotated as GIPC PDZ domain containing family, member 1. The record is from RefSeq and is a predicted model, not a curated record. The transcript has 6 exons. NCBI's taxonomy places the organism in Eukaryota, Metazoa, Chordata, Mammalia, Afrosoricida, Chrysochloridae. Gene Ontology annotation, molecular function: protein binding. Bases 13 to 1014 code for a protein of 333 amino acids.